AAACUGCAAAGGGGUUCUUGAUAAGGAACGCAGCGGACCCGUUGAUGCUGUUGUUCUAGCUAAGGACACAAUUUGAUAUUUAUUUAUCUUUCAGCCGGUGAUCUAUUCGGUGUAACGAUGGGCUCUUUCGCGCUGCCGAUGAUCUGUUUCACCACGUUAUGGGCGCUCGUUGGUAUUGUAGCACCCUUUUUCGUGCCCAAAGGACCAAACCGAGGGGUUGUCAUCACUAGUUUGAUCUUGACAGCUGUUUGUUGUUGGUUAUUCUGGCUGAUAGCCAUCCUAGCCCAGGCCAACCCUCUGUUUGGACCUCAGCUGAAGAACGAGACUAUCUGGUACCUCCGCUACUUCUGGGAGUAACACCAGAGUUGGGUUCUCUCUGAUGCUCCGUUGAUCACAUAUCUUCAUUCCCUUCGUCCAUCCUGGACUGGAUUCUUUUACAACUUGACUCCUGAAACCCGUCUAUACCCUCCUCUUUACAUCCCCAGCUACAUUCCUCUAUCCCUCCAUCCCAAUGUCUUUCUUACGUCACUGCAACGUUGUCAAGAAUGUUUUGCAUCGCCAUCUGAACCUGCAGCAGUCAAGUCAGAUAGGAGAGAAUCUGCACUGUCCAAUUUACAGUAGCUAUUACAGUGAAAGAAUACCAUGCUAUUGUUUGAGGAGUUAUGAACUUGAAAAGUUAUUAAAAAAACAAUUAGGCACAUUUAGCCAGUCUUGAUACAAAAUGUUGAACAGAAUGCAAUGAUUCAUUGGAUCCGUCUAAAACUUUGCACAUACACUGCUGCCAUCUAGUGGCCAAUAUCUAAAUUGUGCCUGGGCUGGAAUGAUACGUUUUGGCCUUUCUCUUGCAUUUCAAAGAUGAUGGUAAAAAAAAAAAAUACAAAAAAACACAUUGUUUUUUUUCUUUGUAUUAUUUUUUUACCAGAUCUAAUGUGUUAUAUUCUCCUACAUUCAUUUCACAUUUACACAAACUUCAAAGUGUUUCCUUUCAAAUGGUAUCAAGAAUAUGCAUAUCCUUGCGUCAGGUCCUGAGUUACAAGCAGUUCGAUUUGGGUAUGUCAUUUUAGGUGAACAUUUGGGGGGGGGAAGGGUCCGAUCCUUAAGAGGUUUUAAACAAUCAUGUUCUAAUGUUGGGAUCAAAUCUGUGACAACAUAGAUAAGCGAUGUAUAAUACUCCUUAGACAGAAAAGUAUAUGACACUAUAUAUGUAAGGAUUAUAUGAAACAUAUAUCUAGGUCAUCAUGCUGCUGCUGUUCCAACGUGUUGUAGAAUGCAUGCAGAAUUCUAUUUAUUGGAUAGCAGGUAUGAAAGUCAUAUGACAUAUCAAAUGAUAUUAUAUAAUCCUUACAUGUGGGAAAUGUUCUAUUUUUGAGCAAAACAAUGUAUUUGUUUUGAUAAUGCACUGGAAGGCAUAGCUCACACUGAUAAACCUGAUAUUACCAGGUCGCAUAUAGAUGUCAUUUGCGUCUCUAGCUACAGUUUAAACGUGUAAUCUUGGAGGUGUAGUUGACCUGUUAUUGUUAUUGUUUACAAUUCCUCUACAUGUUGUUGUUGUUAUUAUUACUAUUAAUAGAAGUGUAGUAUUUAUUUUGACUGACGUCCUGGCUCUUACAUAAGUUGACUGUUAUGUGGAGUCAGUGUCUGUAUUAUGUUUCCUUGAUGAUUAUUGUUGAGUCGUUCUGUGUAUAAAUACUAGUACAUUUCCAGGAGGGGUUGGCUGGCCGACGGCCAUGAGAAACUACACUCGAGAGCCCCACUCCAUUUUAAGCGUCUUUAAAAUCUCAACCACUAGGACAACUCCUUACUCUAGCCUCUCUCCUUUCCCAUCGUCGCUCUCCAGGAUCGUUAUGGUCCUCCUACGGUUGCAAAAUUCCAGUAACUUUCCCCAAAUUCCCUGGUCAGAAAUCCUGGUUGGAGGAUACCCAGAUUUCCUACACAUUCCCUUCUAAUUCCAAGAAUAUCCCUACUGGGAUUUCUGGAAAACUAGGAAUUUGGGGAAAUUUCCUACAAUUUUUCAACCCUAGGUCCUCCUAGUUACCAUGGUGAUCAUGAUCACAAUAUCAGCCGUUGUUUGUCGUCGACCACAAUACAACUAGUCUUGCUGCAGGGACAGGGUUGGAGGACUCAAUUCCAAUUCAACAAUUAACUCCCAUCAAUUCAGGAAUUGAAUGGAAAUGUCCCUAUUAAUUAACUGAAAAAUCACAAUUAAACAUUUCCAAUCCUAAAUAAACUUGAGUUGAACUUGAAUCGACUCCAAACGCUGCAAGUGCUUGCUAUCAACCUCUGCCCCUUCUUGUGUAAACGAUGUGUGAUGCUUUCUGUAGGAAGGCACACCAGUUCCAGCCAGCCACAACAACCUUCCCUGCCCUCCCUCCACCCCCACCCAGAGAGAAGCCAUCUUAGCCUAAGUGCCAGUCUUGUUAGUGCCAUCAUGCCAACUCCUCCUUGUCAUUCGCUGUCAUACUAAACAUGUUUGGCUUGACAAUCACACCAAUGUAGUUGUCAAGAUGGCACAAACACAUCUGGGACCAGGCUAGGGCCUCCUAUCUCUGAGACAGCUUGUUCCUCAGCUCAGCCAAAAAGUCAAGAAAGAUACAUCAAUAUACAGCUACUUUUGAGAAAGACCAAAUGAUGUUGUGUUUUCCUAUUAGCCUUGUUGAUUGUUGUGGUGGCAGGUUUACAGAGGGAUCAAAAGUGAUAGAUCAAGUCCACGUCCCAAAUGGCAACCUAUUGCCUAUACUCUAUAGCGCACUCCUUUUAACCAGGGCCCAUUGGGCUCUGGUCAAAAGUAGUGCACUAUGUAGGGAAUAGGGGGUAAUUUAGGACGCUCCCUGAAGUAGACAUGAUUCAGCCCAGGGCUGACAUGAAUAGAUCAGUUUACAUGAGAGAAAGCUGUUCCAUGUAUUCCAGCUAUGUAGAUAUGUGGAUAUGUGGAAGCCUCGGUCCAUUAUUACGAACACUAGACCUAGGUUGCAACGGGCACAACAGCUCGUUCAUUGUGGUCACCAUGGAAACAUUGAGCGUAUAGAUGUGUGUUUUUGACACUGGAAAAAGACUUGUCUGACUCAGGCCUUGUGUAAGUGUGAUCUAAUGUGUAGGUGUAUACAGUGACAUUGUCCAUGUGAAUCCCUUAGUAAAAACCCUAUUUCAAUGUCUGGUA
Molecule: messenger RNA, 3157 nt
Organism: Oncorhynchus nerka (sockeye salmon)
Lineage: Eukaryota; Metazoa; Chordata; Actinopteri; Salmoniformes; Salmonidae
Gene: atp6v0e2
Product: ATPase H+ transporting V0 subunit e2
Exons: 4
Coding region: 118-357 (79 amino acids)
Biological process (GO): proton transmembrane transport
Cellular component (GO): proton-transporting V-type ATPase, V0 domain
Molecular function (GO): proton-transporting ATPase activity, rotational mechanism
Source: RefSeq, a predicted model, not a curated record